CAGAAAGUCUUGCGGUCAUCGUCGUAUUGCCGUACAUUUAGCCGAAGCAUCAUAGAUAGCAAGGCAGCCUAUAGGAGUAGCAGGCAACCAUCCUUCAAUCGGCUUCCUAACAACAAGGGAUAAACACAUUUUUGUGAUCUCAGCUAACAUCAAGUCCUUACAAGGUCGCAGAAGUUUUUCCAUUGGACGACGGGCCAUCCUCGGCCUGCGCACAGCUUAGAAAUUUAUAGGACACAGUAAUUCAUCAUGGUCUGGCAGCCGACUGGUGGCCAUAUUCCGAUGGACCAGGACAUUAAGGUCGGCUCUCACCGACAGACUAUGGACGUGAAUCCAUUGCUGAACCACGCGGAGCUUGGUAGUGUAAAGAAAAUACUUUUCAACAAUCCUCCGCCCGAGAAAGUAUUUGGGUUUACUCCGGCGAAGGACCCUGAAGGAGCUCGUGAAGUGAUGAUGAUAUGGAAGGGACACCAGGCCAGCCCGUCGCAUGACCUUACGCGGCCCUCCCCAGACUUUAAGACACUCAACAAGAUGGCUGUUGCCAGCGGCCUCUCAACAGCCAAGGACUACCCGCCAUUCCGCAAGGACCACUCCGAAGUAAUGCUCAAAACGGACGCCAGCCUCGCCGCUGGACCCCGCCGAUCCGCGCUGCCCACCAUCCCGCCCUCCAAAUCCGGUUCCAUGUUUGGCAUGCCCAGCGCCCACCGAAGCGCGGAGGUCAUCCGUUCCUUUGGCCCCGAGGAGCCCCCCGUCAAGUACCUAGUGCAGGGUGCUUACCAAGACGAGUGGGUGCGGAAAAAUCUAGAAGCGGAGGCGGCGGGUGGCUCCCGGCAACGGCCGUACAUUCCGCCUCAGCCGACCAAAGCCGUACUGGGGCAUUCGUACGGCGCCUCGCGGUACCUAAACCCACCUAGCGACGAGGAGCCGUGGAAGAUGUCCAAGUUCAAGGCGGUGGGUCCCAAGGUGACUCAGUACACGGGCGGGUCGGUGCUUCCACAGAAGCCCAAGCAGGCGAUAGAGCUGCCAGGAGCUGUGGCGGAGUGUGACUGCUAAGAGCGUUCGCUACGAUCGGCGGCGCGUCUGAACGUCGGCCCUGCCUCUUUAGCGUGACGUCAGCAGCUUCAUAUAAAGAAGCGCGCAGCGGAACCUCGUGGUGUGUCAUGAUGUAUACAAGAUGGGUGUUCUAGAUUCGGGGGUGUGCCGGUGGGAGUGCGUCAAACAAAGUAGAAUGCAUACGUGCAGGAGAAGUGUGGGUGUAGCUAUUGUGGCGUGUUAUAUAACCUGUGUGAGGCGGUGAAGGAUUUAGCUGCGGGGCAGGGCAGGGGUGCAGGGUGCGCAUGUAGGGCUCGUAAGGCCCUCUUUUUUCCUGGGAGGAGGAGAAACCCUACUGUACUGAUAACAUCGCGUUUAGGAUUACACAUGCAUCGUGGGCUUGGGCCAUUUCAUGUUACAGCAACUUGAGACAAGUUGUUAAAGCUGGUGGCGUGGUUGGGAAUGGGACGAUGGGUUACCGGUAUUGGAAAAAGCCGUAGCGCUGGCGCAGGAGACGACCUGACCUGUAGUAUGAGCUGGGAUCGAACCUUGACCACUUCUUCUCCUGUUUGUCGGGACGCUACGCUACGUUUAGGGCGUCGUACGUACGGUGCGAAUUGUGUAUGCCGUACUAAUUGCGCUGCUGCCGUUACAUGAGCAGUUUGAGCGAAUGAUUGCGGGUCGGUUUGGGUGUAUAUAGCGGUAUUCUGUCUGCUUUUCGUGUUUGUGUGAUAUGAAAACUUGCUGAUCAGUAAGCUUCCGUGACUUUUGCCGCUGGCCAACAGACAAGCUUGGUGCCAUACCAACGAAAGGGUGACAAGGUUCGGUUUUGGGCAUUGCAUACCUGCACGGCGUCCCAGGGGCCGCUGCGGAGGCGCUUUAGGCAGUAAGAACCUACGGCAAAAUGUCAUCACCACAUAUUUACCCGGCGCAUUGUGUGUACGGCUACGGGGUAUGAUGAUGGGCGUGAGCUAUGGGGAGAUGCGCUUCACCCCCAUGUAAGCUUCCUGGUCC
Astrephomene gubernaculifera is the source of this 2043-nucleotide messenger RNA. Lineage: Eukaryota; Viridiplantae; Chlorophyta; Chlorophyceae; Chlamydomonadales; Astrephomenaceae. The record is from the annotation of a GenBank genome assembly.